This is a messenger RNA of Cyclopterus lumpus (lumpfish), 2262 nucleotides long. It is a transcript of the gene cmtm3, whose product is annotated as CKLF-like MARVEL transmembrane domain containing 3. Lineage: Eukaryota; Metazoa; Chordata; Actinopteri; Perciformes; Cyclopteridae. The record is from RefSeq and is a predicted model, not a curated record. The transcript is spliced from 5 exons. The coding region runs from base 191 to 709 and encodes 172 amino acids. Gene Ontology annotation, cellular component: membrane.
UUGCACUUUUUUGGAAGCUCGCGCUGCGUUUCCGCGCUGUCAUUGUUUCCGUUUCCACCAACGAGAAAGAAGCCCGACGCCUCCGCACAUCUUUGUUCGCGUUGUGUUUGCCUUGAAUCCGUUACGUUGCAUUGUUGUCCGGACUACUUUUUGAGUUGCAGGAGAGUUUCGAUCUUUUUUUUUUCCAACCAUGGGGGACAUCGAGGCUCCCAACUCGAAUCGGCCGCGCCAGAAUGUCCUCCUCUCUGUUCUCCCGAGCAAAGAGUUCGCCUCCUCGAGGAAAGGAAUACUGCUUAUUGCUGAAGUGGCGCUGUCCUUUGUGUCCUUUGUGUGCUUCGCGGCGUCCACAGCAGCAGCCUUUGUGACCGUCCCUCUGCUGGAGUUCCUAGCCGCUCUCUUCUUGUUGUUCGCUUACUCCACCAAAUUCAACGAGAGGUUUAAAGGCUUCCUCUGGCCUCUGAUGGAUUUCAUGAGAUGUGUGUCUGCCUCCAUUAUCUUCUUCAUCAUCUCAAUCAUUUCAGUGUCCAAAUAUGUGGACAGUUCCUCUAAGGCUGCCGGGAUAUUUGGGUUCAUUGCCACCAUCGUUUUUGCUUUAGAUUUUUACCUAAUUUUCAAUGAGCUAGCCACUUUCCUAAAACAAGGAGGAGAGUCAAAUGAGGAGCCAUCAGGACACCAAGAUGAGUUUUCAAACUCUGAUGAUUCGGACUGAGACCGCGGACCACCACCACUAGGAGAUCCACCAGCUGACAAGAUCAUGUCAAAUGAAACUUUGCAGGAGAAUUGUUCUAAGUUAGCAUCAUUGUGUCUCAAGGUUACUUUGAUACUGUGUGCAGAAAUCACCACAAGGUCACAUUGCUGGUUGGUUUGUUCUAAUAAUGAUGUGCAUUUAUUGGUAGUUGGGGAAUUCUGACCUUUAUUUUCUUACUUUCCUCUUUGAAUUUUUCUGUUGAGCAUCCAUUCGAGACAAUUCUAAGAUGAUGUGUCAAAUAUGUUGGUCUUUAUACGUUACUGGUCAUUACAAGUAGUUUAUAAAACGAUGCAAAAAAAAAAAAAGUCUUAGAAAAAAGAACUGCCAUCCUCAUACUUUAAUGAUCAUAAAGCUGGGAAAUUGAUUGUUCUCAUGACAUUGGGUUCUUUUCUUGUAUGAUACAUGGGAGCAUAUGUCUAAACCUGAAAUAAUGAUUAAUAUUGACUUUUGUGCACGUACUGUGACCAUAUUUACAGACAAAUUAAACUACAACACUACAUUAAUGUAAUUAUUGAAUACAUGUUUAGGUGUGACAAUAAUGAAGCAUGUAAGUGGGGCAUCAUCACCAUUUAUACAUUUUUAGUACAAUAAGAAAACUAUGUACAGUACAUAGACAAACAGGUUGGCUGGUUACAACCUCUAAACUCUACAAGAGUGCAUGUGUUAUAGCUUGAGGGUGAUAUUAACCUACCUUCCUAUACAUUUGACUUUUGGUACAGCAGAAUUCCUUUAAUUGCUUUCCCACGACAUUUUUUCUGGAUCGUUACAGUUUUUAAUAUGACCGAGUGACCCAUGUUUGGGCGUCGCCAUGAAUCCAAGUGACAGAAAUGCCAUUUUAAAAUCUGUUCAACUAACCCAGAGUUUGAGUGACUCUGCUCUUUUGUUUCAGUUUGUUCUCUGUAUGUGCUUCUCAACCGAUGUGUGUGUGUGUGUGUGAAAAUAACAAUGCAUUGUAGAUACUUAAUGCAUUAUUAUACUGUUAAAUGCUCGAUAUCCGAUAUGUGAAUCUUUCUUUGUUUUUUUCUUUGAGUCUUCAGUUCUUCUGCAGCCACUACUGAAGAAUUACCGGCACUAGCCACAGCGACUGUUUAUGCGAUGCACGAGUGCUCCAACAGCUCUGUGAAUUAAAAGUGGAUGAAUCUGUGGCCUUUAACUUCCAUGUGGAAUUUCAACUGUUGAGAGCAAUUGGCAUAUUAAUAGUUAAGGAAAUACUUUCAAGGUUUGCCUUUUAUGGGAGUUUGUUUUACUUCUGGGGAUUUUUUUUUGUUUGAAUGGUGUCCAGGCAGAAUCCUUCAGACUAAAAUCCUUCAGUUUAUCUGAGAUUUUACCGACGGCUACAAAACUCUACCGUACCCUUUUGCCGUGAAAUCACAUACCAAAAAAAAAGAUGAACAAAGCACCAUGUUAUAAAGGAGGUCCCUUGCUGAACUAUUGUUGGUGAAAUAUGAAGUUCUUUUUCUUUCUUUACUGUUUUGUCAUUUUAUGAAAAAUAAAUAAAGCUACUUUCAAUAAUG